This is a messenger RNA of Blepharisma stoltei, 2100 nucleotides long. The record is from the annotation of a GenBank genome assembly. NCBI's taxonomy places the organism in Eukaryota, Ciliophora, Heterotrichea, Heterotrichida, Blepharismidae.
AUGGCGGGAACAGAAAUGGAAAUAGAGCCGCCAGCUCCUGCAGCUGUAAAUAGAUCUUUAUCAAUCGAAACUGGUUUGCCAAACCCAAAAGUAGUGGAGCCUUAUUCAGCAAUGCUAAAUCUUACAGAUGUGUCUUAUGGGGUAAAAGGCCACAAUAAGUUUUACCAAAUUAUGGUUAUAGAAGAUAAUGGGUUUUAUUUCUGGGCAAAGUGGGGAAGAGUUGGAGCUCCUAACCCUGCGUCUUCUUUAAGUCCUUGCUCUUCUAAAGCAGAAGCUAUCCUAUUCUAAAUUUAUUUUACAUAAUUUAAUAAUUAUUUCUUAUUAUUUUAUAUUCAGUCGGACACAAUUUAUUAUAGAAUUCAAAAAAAAGUUCCACCAAAAAACAAAAAAUGAAUGGGGAACUGAAUUUAAUCGUGCAGAAGGAAAAUACGUCCUUGUGGACGUGCAAUCUGAUAAUAAAAAAUUAGAAUCUCAUAUAAGAUUUGAGAAAAAGCGCCGUGAAUUAGUAGAAAAAGCGAAAAGUUUUCCUAUUGAAUGUGAUACAGAGGUUGCUAAUUUAAUGGAAUUUAUAUGGGAUUUUGAUCGUAUGAAAAGAACCAUGAGAGAAUUAAAUUUAGACCCUGAGCAAUGCCCUUUAGGCCAAUUAAGUAAAUCCCAAAUACAAAAAGGUUACAAAAUUUUAAGAGAAAUUUACCAAGUUUUGACGACAAGUAACAGGGAAUCUAAAAUUUUAGAACUGACCAAUGAUUUUUAUACGAAUAUUCCUCAGAAUUUUGGCAUGAAAAGACCGCCACCAAUUAAUCGUGUCCCAAAAGUAAAAGAAAAAUUGGCACUUUUAGAUACACUUUUAGACUUACUCCCCCCCCCCCCUCCGUGAGCGAACAAAAAAAUUUUGUUCGCUCACGGAGGGGGGUUAAUUUUUUUUUUUUAAAAAAAAUUUAUAUAUAAAUUUUAUAAAAAAAUAUUUUUUUUCGAAAUUUAAAAAAAUCCUAAUUUGCAAAAAUUGGGAAGCAAAUAUUAAUUUAAUUUGCAAAAUUUAUGUUUUAAAACGCAAUUUGUUUAAAAUUAAACAGAAUUAGCUCUAGAUUUCAUUAUACUAAUUAUCACUUAUAUAUCAAAAUUUUUUUCCAUUAAAAUUUUUUCUAUUAAAAAAAUUUUUGUUCACUCACGGAGGGUGGGUUUUUGGUCAAAAAAUGGCGAUUUUUCUAAUGGUUUUGUUCGCUCACGGAGGGGGGGGGGGGAGUUAGAGAUUGCAAAUUCGCUAUCUAUGAGAAGUUUGAAGCUUUUGGAGACGAGAAAUCCUUUAGAUGUGUAUUAUUCACAAUUAAAAUGCAGAAUAAGUGCGGUUUCUAAUGAGUUUAAAGGGACUUUGCAAGGAUGGAUUGAUAGUACACAUGCGCCGUCGCAUAAUUUCCGUAUGGAAGUGGUGCAGGCUUUUGAAAUUGAUAGAGAAAAUGAGUCUGCAAGAUAUUUUUUUUAAAAUCUUUUUAUUUAUUAUGGCAUGCUGUAUUAAAUUUGGCAAUAAAUUCUAUAAAUUUCUUGAUGGCUUAGCCUAAUUAUUUUAGUUUAAUUAAUAAUUAAUUUUUAAAAAAAAUUAAAUACACAAGAUAUUGGUCUUUUUCAAGACUUCCUAAUAAAAAACUAUUAUGGCAUGGCUCUAGAAUUACCAACAUUGUUGGUAUUCUAUCACAAGGUCUACGAAUCGCUCCAAAAGAAGCCCCUUCCAGCGGCUAUAUGUUCGGAAAAGGGAUUUAUCUUGCUGAUUUAUCAUCAAAAUCAGCGAUGUACUGUAACGCAAGUCCAAGCUCUCCUGAAGGCAUCCUCCUCCUUUGUGAAGUAGCCCUCGGCAACUCUCAUCAAGUCCUAAAAGCAAAAUCCUUUAAGCGCCCUCCUUCUCCUUGUCACAGUGUUUUAGGAGUUGGCCGCACCAGCCCUACAGACGAAUUCGAAGUUUAUCCCGGAGUGUCCCUUUAUACAGGAAACUUAAAAGAAAAUCCUCAAGCAGCCCAAUCAGAGCUCCGCUAUAACGAAUAUAUAGUCUACGACAUAGGACAAAUAAAACUGCGAUAUUUAAUUCGCUGCCAAUUUACCUUUAAUUAA